AUGGAAGAAUGGACAGGCAGGAUUAAUGCUGACUACAACAGUCGGGAGGACCCUGUACAGAAUGGAGGACUUGGACUGACGUUUGAAGAGCAGCUGGGAUCUCAGAACACAGUGAUGAAGAGAAAGUGCAUUCCAAGUAGACGCCUACUCAGUCCACCGCGGGCUCGCACCCGGCCGCCAGGGUUUCCUGCGCUGGAGCUGAGCGAUCCGUUGGUGUUUUACCUGGAGGCUUCGCUGGCUGACUCCAUCUUCGGCCCAGACCAUGCCAGAAUUCCAGAAACGGAGUGGAUGAGCCAGGCCCUGCUGAUAGUGGACACAGUCAACCCCGGCAACUUAGUCGAAAUCACCAUCUUUGGACAGUCCAUUGUACAAAAUUGGGUGAAGAGCCUGCUCCUGAGCCUGGCAUCCUGUCACCCGGAACAUCGUGCCCGAGUUGCGAAGAUGGAACAACCGGAGGAGUUCUUGAAGGCCCUUGCAUCACGUCCAGGCUCCCCAGCAUCCUGUUGCAUAAGUAUUGUCAGGAGCAUUAUGAGAACAGUCGUGCUCCAACAUCUAAAGUUCAAGAGCAGCAAGUAUUCACAACCUCUACAUUCUUUUUUCCUGAUUCUCGAUGGGUAG
Messenger RNA from Equus quagga, 618 nucleotides. Its product is annotated as oocyte-expressed protein homolog. Gene Ontology annotation, cellular component: apical cortex; protein-containing complex. NCBI's taxonomy places the organism in Eukaryota, Metazoa, Chordata, Mammalia, Perissodactyla, Equidae. The transcript is spliced from 2 exons. Gene Ontology annotation, molecular function: RNA binding. The record is from RefSeq and is a predicted model, not a curated record. The coding region runs from base 1 to 618 and encodes 205 amino acids. Gene Ontology annotation, biological process: embryonic pattern specification; establishment or maintenance of apical/basal cell polarity.